UUUGGGUUCUUAUCUGCGUUUCAACUUACACUCCGUUUGGUUACUUAAAAGGGAAAAUAAAAGAAAAUAACUUAAUAUUGAACUUAUACAAUUCAAACAAUUUCACUAGACUUCGUAAGGUGGGUUUUUUUUAUUGGCUUCAAAUUAAGGAAAAUAUGCUAUUAAAAAAUUUGAAUUUACUUUUUCUUUCUCUAUGCAUUGCUGGGUAAUGUGAUGGUGCAGUAAUGAACUUUGGAAAACAAUAUCCGGAAUGAACCCACUAUAUUUUCUUUGACAAGUUCAUUAAUUUGUGUAAUCGUUUUUUAAUGGGUUUCCACGGCUAAAUUCUGGCUUAUAUUGCUGGAUUACAUAAUUUUGGUGGAGCAUCAAAGAAAUGAACUAUCUAAAAAAAAGUAUCAAAUAAGAAUAUAUGUGGGAAGCUUAUUUGUGGGGACUUUAUAUUGAUGAGGUAGUACGGAGCACAAGCAGAAUAACUCUAGAACUUUUUGAGAUGUCAUCAUUCAAGGCAAUAAUGGAUAAUAUAACUGGAAGCAAGUAACGACAUUUCUUGUUUUGACUUCAUUAUUUUUUGGGGGGGAUAAGUAAAUUUAUUAUCUUUCAGAGCGAUCAAGUAUAGGAAAUACUAGAUUCAAUGUAUAUUUUUUCCAUGAUCUAGAUGGUAUUGAAAGAGCUUGAUCUCAUUCGUUAGCACAUGAUUCAAACAUGUUUCUGACCCUAAUUUUAUGGAAAGAUGUAAAACUCAGUUGUCAUGCACCUUCUCCCAUGUGAUAUUGUGUCUCAUGCUAGUCCACGAACAUAGGAUGUUUUUCGAGCCAUUUGGAUUGUGGCAUAUAUAACGAGAUAACUAAUUUUGAAUAGUUGCAACUUGCAUGUGGUGAAUACUUGGAAAGGAACUCUCCCAAGUAAAGUCGCCUCGUCUCAAACUAGUCCACAAACAUAAGAAGUUCCUCAAGCAAAGAUCACAGGAAAAGUUACAGGGAUAAGAAUUACUACUUUUAACCAAUCCCGUAGUAGACAAAGGGGAGGUUCACUUGCUGCUGGUAUGAACCUUUUUGACCGCUUUUCUAGGGUUGUCAAGUCAUAUGCAAAUGCAAUUAUAAGUUCCUUUGAAGAUCCGGAGAAAAUUCUAGAGCAAACAGUGCUUGAAAUGAAUGAUGACUUGAUGAAGAUGCGUCAGGCCACAGCUCAAGUAUUGGCAUCUCAAAAGCAGUUGGAAAACAAAUAUAAGGCUGCACAACAAGCUUCUGAAGAUUGGUACCGUAAGGCUCAAUUUGCUCUACAGAAAGGAGAAGAAGAUCUUGCACGGGAAGCCCUAAAGAGGCGUAAAUCUUAUGCUGAUAAUGCUAAUGCUUUGAAAGCUCAACUGGAUCAACAGAAAACUGUUGUUGAGAAUCUUGUCUCUAAUACACGGCUUUUGGAGAGUAAGAUACAGGAAGCAAGAUCAAAGAAAGAUACUCUGAAAGCUCGUGCUCAGUCUGCGAAGACUGCAAGCAAAGUGAGUGAGAUGUUGGGGAACGUCAAUACAAGCAAUGCUCUUUCAGCUUUUGAAAAGAUGGAAGAGAAAGUUUUGGCAAUGGAAUCCCAAGCAGAAGCGGUUGGUCAAUUAACUACUGAUGAUCUUGAAGGGAAGUUUGCACUACUAGAGGGCUCAUCAGUUGAUGAUGAUCUAGCAAACCUGAAGAAAGAACUGUCUGGUAGCUCAAAGAAAGGAGAGCUUCCACCAGGAAGAACUGUCACUACCAGCACAAACAAGGCAUAUCCGUACCGAGAUGCUGAUAUUGAAAUGGAGCUUAAUGAACUAAGGCAAAGGGCGAAGGAUUUCUAGACUUUCAGAUUUUGCCCAUCUUAACUUUCUUCUUUCAAGCUCAGCAUUGCCUUUUAUUUUUCCAACAGAUUUAACUUUGUACAGCUAAACGCCAUACAUAUUAACAUUGUAUAGCUAGAAGGCCAAGCUUAAAUCAAUUAUAGUGAUGUCUGGACGGGUAUGCAAUGGAACAGAGCUGCACGUUUAUAUGCGAUAAAACACCAUUGUUGUGUUCUAGAUGUAGGCUUAUCAUGAGCAUUAUAUGAAGCAGAACCCUUGUUUUUGGAUAA
Messenger RNA from Carya illinoinensis, 2094 nucleotides. RefSeq names its product membrane-associated 30 kDa protein, chloroplastic. Bases 1043 to 1825 code for a protein of 260 amino acids. Lineage: Eukaryota; Viridiplantae; Streptophyta; Magnoliopsida; Fagales; Juglandaceae. The transcript has 11 exons. Gene Ontology annotation, biological process: thylakoid membrane organization. The record is from RefSeq and is a predicted model, not a curated record. Gene Ontology annotation, cellular component: chloroplast.